Messenger RNA from Triticum urartu, 1748 nucleotides. Lineage: Eukaryota; Viridiplantae; Streptophyta; Magnoliopsida; Poales; Poaceae. The record is from RefSeq and is a predicted model, not a curated record.
CGCACCCACACUCCUCCUCCCUCAGCUCCUCACCGCCGCCACCUCCUCCCAGAUCCCCCUGUCCCCGACCCAGACCUCCCUCUCUCUGCCAUCCCAACCCCGCCGCCGGCCUACCCCAACCCCGCCGCCGCCGACCUCCUCAUCACCCCCAGCACCGGCCAUCCUUCCUUCCACCACCCCUCCUGUCCGAGUCGCCCCCUCGCGAACAAAUCUCGCGAGCCAAUUCCCCUCCCCUUCCCAUACCCCCACGCGCGUGAUCCAGGCGGAGAUGGACGCCGCCGCCACCGUCGCCCCCCAUCCCCAUCGUUGAUGGCCACCACCUCCUCUCCUCGAGGCCCAGUUCGAGCAGCAAGGCAGAUUGGUAACCUUGGCCACACUGAUCUGGCGGACACAGCCUCGAUCCGGAGGGAGGGAUUUGGCAGCCAUGGUGAUGGGGGUCGCCUCCCUCCCCCCUCCCCUCGUCAGAGCUCAAAUCGCGGGGCCAUUUGGGCCCGAGAUCAGCCCCCCUUCCAUCGGCUCAAUAAACCCGCAGAAAGGAAGUCCCGGAAUCUGCCGGAGCUCGCAAUUCCCCAACACAGCACAGCUCGAAGCGGAGGAAGCAAGGAUGCCAAAGGCCGCGGGGGAUGCCAAGCUCCUGGUCCAGUCCCUCACCAAGGCCUACGCCUCCACGCCCACGAAUCUCAAGGUAAAAUUUGACACUUUGACGAGGGAUACAGAAGCUAGCACUGAUUUGGGAUGGAGAAGUGUUGGUCUAGUGUAGCAUAAUGGUCUUGUAGGAAGAUAAAUUAUGCUGUUCGGAACCAUACCUGGUGAUCUCCUAGAGCUAUCUACUGAUUCAAUCGAGGGCAGAUAUCUUGUCUGUUUGUUUUACCACAUUUCCGACUAUUGGUUUGUUGAGUAGGAGUACGCUAUCGGGUUGCAAAAAUCCGAUGCGCCUAGUAGUGCAUAAGAAGGUCCGAUACGAGUUAUCCAGCCAGAUUCUUAGGUUUGAGCACUUGUUUUUACUGGCUGACCGUUAGCCAGAUUCUCUAGCCAGCAGGUUCUCUCUGAGCACUUCAUUUUUUCUGGCUGAGGAUUAGCCUUGUGUUCAACUCAAAAGUCAAAAAUGGCCCGACAGUUGCUUCUUCUGCAUAUGCUUGCAACCACAGGCGCAAAAAGGACCAUAUACAUACCUGUCUCUCUAAAAAGAGUAACAAGCAUACUAAUGCUUUAAAGGCCAAAAAGAAAUCAGUUAGCAUGUAUGUAUCAGUAUAUACAGCUUUUGUACACUUGUCGUUUGCAUAUUUAGUUCUGUUUGAUUUAGUUCUGUUCUAUACUAUUGAUAACUAUCCUGUCAAUACAUGCUUGUUCUAUAACUUGUUGUCUCGAUUGUUCAAAUGAUAAUUACAUUGUGUUCGAUUGAUGUCCUGCUAGCUGCUACUACUAAUUUUUACUGCCAUGAUGUUGAUACUUCUUAGAAUAUGUUCAGUGCCUUAAUUCUAGUAGUAUUUGUUAUCGAAAACAUGAUUGUAUUGUGAGCCAUCAAGCUCUUGGAGUCUUCUUAGAGCUUGCUGGUAUUUACCUUUUUCCACCAAUAUAAUAUUUGCUACUAUUUACUCCUCAUGGUUGCUACUGUUAUCCAUGCCCUCAUGCUUCAGGAUCGACUCCUAGCUGCUUGUGUAUCUAUUUAUUAUUCUGUUAAUUAUUCUUUUCCUAGCUGUUCUCUGUUGGAAGGUAUUGCUUUCAUUUUGAAUUGGCAGCCAUGAUAA